Sardina pilchardus (European sardine) is the source of this 2253-nucleotide messenger RNA. RefSeq names its product exostosin-1. Gene Ontology annotation, molecular function: glycosyltransferase activity. Bases 1 to 2253 code for a protein of 750 amino acids. Gene Ontology annotation, cellular component: membrane. NCBI's taxonomy places the organism in Eukaryota, Metazoa, Chordata, Actinopteri, Clupeiformes, Clupeidae. The transcript has 11 exons. The record is from RefSeq and is a predicted model, not a curated record.
AUGCAGGCCAAGAAGAGGUACCUGCUGGUGUCUCUGGGGGCCUGUCUACUUCUGCUUGCCUACUUGUGGGGACUGCAGAUCGGGGAGUUUCACCAGCCGAGCCACCAGCAGCUGUACGCGGCGGCCCGCGCCCACGGUGGGGGUUCCAGACUGCCCAGGCAGCGCUGGCCGGAGUGGGGCCACUCGCUGGGCACCUACCUGGACGGGGUGGAGCAGGAGGAGGACAGCAGCCCCGUGGUCAUCCACCAGCACUCCUCCCCGCGCGAGCGGCGGGAGAUCCGCAACAACAUCUACAAGAGCCGCCGCUGCCGCAUGGACACCUGCUUCGACUUCGCCCGCUGCGAGAGGGGCUUCAAGGUGUACCUGUACCCUCCGGCCAAGGGCGAGAAGAUCUCCGAGAGCUACCAGAAGAUCCUGACGGCCGUCGAGGACUCCCGGUUCUACACCACGGACCCGCAGGAGGCGUGCCUGUUUGUGCUGAGCAUCGACACGCUGGAUAGGGACCAGCUCUCGGCUCAGUAUGUCCACAACGUCAAGGCCAAAAUCCAGAGCCUUCCUUUGUGGAACGAAGGAAGGAACCACCUCAUUUUCAACCUGUACUCUGGCACCUGGCCUGACUACACAGAAGAGCUGGGCUUUGAUAUUGGCCAGGCGAUGUUAGCCAAGGCCAGCAUUGAUAUGGAUAAUUUCAGGCCACGCUUUGAUGUGUCCAUUCCACUUUUUUCAAAAGACCAUGCCCAGAAAGGAGGGGACAAGGGUUAUUUGACACUCAAUAAUGUUCCACCAUCGAGGAAAUAUUUGCUCGUUUUUAAAGGGAAGAGGUAUCUCACUGGUAUCGGUUCCGAGACCAGAAACGCUCUCUACCACAUUCACAAUGGAGAUGAUAUCAUUUUAUUGACUACCUGCAAGCAUGGGAAAGACUGGGAGAAACAUAAAGAUGGCCGCUGCGACAGGGACAACGAAGAAUACUCAAAAUUCGACUACCAGGAGCUGCUCCACAACUCGAGUUUCUGCCUGGUCCCCCGGGGUCGUCGCCUGGGCUCCUUCCGGUUCCUGGAGGCCCUGCAGGCUGCCUGUAUCCCGGUGUUGCUCAGUAAUGGCUGGGAGCUGCCCUUCUCUGAGAUCAUCGACUGGAACAAAGCAGCCAUCAUCGGUGACGAAAGGCUCCUGCUCCAGAUCCCUUCAAUUACCAGAUCGGUGGACCAUGACAGGAUAUUGGCGCUCCGGCAACAGACACAGUUCCUGUGGGACGCCUAUUUUUCUUCAGUCGCAAAAAUAGUAUUAACUACAUUAGAGAUAAUCCGGGAUCGAAUACACUCCCACAUAUCCAGAAGUAGACUGAUGUGGAAUGCUCUGCCUGGUGGUCUGUACGUUUUGCCACAGUUCUCCACAGACCCUUCAGUGUUCCCCUUCUAUUACUCCCUACUGGGUAAAAGCCCGUCCCUGGAGUUCACUGCAGUGGUGCAGGUGGUGACCCCCCUCCAGUCUCAGCUGCAGCCAGUGCUCAAACUCAUCAUUGCCGUUGCCAAAUCCAAGUUCUGUGCACAGAUCCUAGUGCUGUGGAAUUGUGACAAGCCUUUACCUCCCAAGAGCAAGUGGCCCUCCACCAGUGUGCCUAUCACCGUUAUUGAGGGACAGAGAAAGACGAUGAGCAGUCGCUUUUUCCCCCAUGAUGUUAUCCUCACAGAUGCAGUCCUCAGUCUGGACGAGGACUCUGUUCUGUCAACCAAUGAGGUUGACUUCGCCUUCAUCGUCUGGCACAGUUUCCCAGACCGGAUCGUGGGCUACCCAGCACGAAGCCACUACUGGGACCUGGGGAAGGGCCGGUGGGGUUACACCUCCAAAUGGACCAACGAGUACUCCAUGGUGCUCACCGGUGCAGCAUUCUACCACAGGUAUUAUCACUACCUGUACACGCACUACCUGCCUGCCAGCCUGCUCAGCAUGGUGGACCAGAUGGCCAACUGCGAGGACAUCCUCAUGAACUUCCUGGUGUCGGCCGUCACCAAGCUGCCGCCAAUCAAAGUCACGCAGAAGAAGCAGUACAAGGAGACCAUGAUGCAGCAGGGCUCCAAGUCGUCGCGCUGGGCCGACCCGGACCACUUUGCUCAGCGGCAGACGUGCAUGAACUCCUUCAGCGGCUGGUUGGGCUUCAUGCCCCUGCUGCACUCGCAGAUGCGCUUGGACCCCGUCCUCUUCAAGGACCAGGUCUCCAUCCUGAGAAAGAAGUACAGAGACAUCGAGAGGCUUUAG